UCAUCUUUGGCCCUAAAUAAAAAGGUCACCCUUCGCCUCCUCGUGCUGCCCUUGUUUUCCUCGUAAAAGCCUGUGUAGAGAAUUCCAGAACCUCAAAACCCCUCUCUCUCUCUCUCUACCUCUUCCUCUGCCUCUCUCUCUUCUCUCUCUCUUCUCUCUCUCUCUCUCUCUCUCUCUCUCUCUCUCUCUCUUCCUGACCUCAGAGUCUGCGUCGAUCGGUUCGAAGUUUGCAGAUUAGACUGAGUUUAAAGUUUAGCGAGGAUGAGCGUUGUUGGUUUCGAUCUCGGCAAUGAGAGCUGCAUUGUAGCCGUUGCAAGGCAGAGGGGGAUUGACGUUGUGCUCAAUGAUGAGUCCAAGCGUGAAACUCCUGCUGUUGUUUGCUUUGGUGAUAAGCAGCGGUUCAUUGGGACUGCCGGAGCCGCUUCAACGAUGAUGAACCCUAAGAAUUCGAUAUCUCAGAUAAAGAGGCUCAUUGGUCGACAGUUUUCUGAUCCGGAGUUGCAAAAGGAUCUCAAAUCAUUGCCUUUUACUGUUACUGAAGGGCCUGAUGGCUACCCUUUGAUUCAUGCUCGUUAUCUGGGAGAAGCAAGGACAUUUACGCCGACCCAAGUUCUGGGAACGGUGUUUGCAGAUCUAAAGGUUAUAGCUGAAAAAAAUCUGAACGCAGCGGUCGUUGAUUGCUGUAUUGGUAUUCCAGUUUACUUCACUGACCUUCAGAGAAGGGCUGUUUUGGAUGCAGCCACAAUUGCGGGUUUGCAUCCCCUUCGCUUGUUUCAUGAAACUACAGCUACUGCCUUGGCCUAUGGUAUUUAUAAGACGGAUCUACCAGAAAAUGACCAAUUGAAUGUUGCUUUCGUUGACGUUGGACAUGCGAGCAUGCAAGUUUGCAUUGCUGGAUUUAAGAAGGGACAGCUGAAAGUAUUGUCUCAUUCGUUCGAUAGGUCUUUGGGAGGUAGAGAUUUUGACGAAGCUCUGUUCCACCACUUUGCUGCAAAAAUUAAGGAAGAGUACAAGAUUGAUGUUUUCCAGAAUGCGAGGGCUUCCUUGAGGCUGCGGGCAGCCUGUGAGAAGCUGAAGAAGAUUCUUAGUGCUAAUCCUGAGGCGCCUUUGAAUAUAGAGUGCUUAAUGGACGAUAAGGAUGUCCGUGGGUUCAUCAAGCGGGAUGAAUUUGAACAAAUUUGUGUUCCUAUUUUGGAGCGUGUGAAGAAACCUUUGGAGAAGGCACUUGCUGAUGCUGGCCUUUCGAUAGAGAAUGUUCAUAUGGUUGAGGUUGUUGGAUCAGCUUCUCGUAUUCCUGCUAUUGUCAAAAUUUUGACAGAGUUCUUCAAGAAGGAGCCUAGGCGCACAAUGAAUUCAAGUGAGUGUGUAGCCAGGGGUUGUGCCUUAGAAUGUGCAAUUCUUAGUCCAACCUUUAAAGUUCGUGAGUUUCAGGUGAAUGAGUGCUUCCCGUUCCCGAUUGCUUUGUCAUGGAAAGGCUCUGCUCCAGAUGCACAGAAUGGAGGAGCUGAAAACCAACAAAGUACAGUUGUUUUCCCCAAGGGAAAUUCAUUACCAAGUGUCAAGGCUCUUACAUUUUACCGAUUCGGUACAUUCUCAGUUGAUGUACAGUAUGCUGAUACUAGUGAAUUGCAGGCACCUGCAAAGAUCAGCACUUACACGAUUGGUCCUUUCCAAUCCACAAAAAGUGAGCGUUCAAAGCUAAAGGUCAAAGUUCGCUUGAACCUUCAUGGGAUUGUCUCUGUGGAGUCAGCAACGCUUUUGGAAGAGGAAGAGGUUGAAGUUCCAGUCACAAAGGAGGCACCUAAGGAAGCUAACAAGAUGGAGACUGAUGAAGCUUCCAGUGAUGCUACUCCUCCAAGUUCCACUGAUGCCGAUGUGAAUAUGCAAGAUGCCAAGGGAGCUGGUGAUGCCCCUGCUGCUGAAAAUGGUGUUCCCGAGUCUGGAGACAAGCCUGUGCAAAUGGAAACAGAACAAAAGCCUGAUGCUCCAAAGAAGAAGGUCAAGAAAACAAAUAUUCCUGUAACAGAGUUGGUUUAUGGUGGUCUGACUCCUGCUGACCUGCAAAAAGCAGUAGAAAAGGAAUUUGAAAUGGCUUUGCAAGACCGAGUAAUGGAAGAGACUAAAGACAAGAAGAAUGCCGUUGAGGCAUAUGUUUAUGAUAUGAGAAACAAGCUUAGUGACAAAUAUGAGGAAUUUGUCACCCCUUCAGAGAAGGAAGAAUUUUUUGCCAAGCUUCAAGAGGUAGAGGACUGGUUAUAUGAAGAUGGAGAGGAUGAAACUAAAGGUGUUUACAUUGCGAAGCUUGAGGAGCUAAAGAAGCAAGGUGACCCCAUUGAGGAACGAUUCAAGGAGCACAUGGAGAGAGGAACUGUGAUUGAUGAACUUGCUUACUGUAUUAAUAGUUACAGAGAGGCUGCAAUGUCAAACGAUGCCAAAUUUGAUCAUAUUGAUAUGUCCGAGAAACAAAAAGUCUUGAAUGAGUGUGUUGAAGCAGAGGCGUGGUUAAGAGAGAAAAAGCAGCAGCAGGAUGGACUCCCAAAAUAUGCUUCUCCUGUGCUCUUGUCGGCUGAUGCAAGGAAGAAGGCAGAAACACUUGACAGGUUCUGUAGGCCAAUAAUGACGAAACCUAAACCUGCACCUGCCAAGCCAGCUACUCCUGAGACACCGCAGACCCCUCCUCCUCAGGGCGGUGAGCAGCAACCUCAGGGUGGUGAUGCUAAUGCUGGUGCAAACAAUGCCAAUAGCAGUGCUGAGAAUGCAGCGGCUGAAUCUGCUGAAGUACCUCCGGCUUGUAGUGAACCAAUGGAAACUGACAAACCGGAAGCUGGUCCAACUUCUGUGUAGAGUAGGGCAGCUGCCCUCUUUUGGAUUUAUGCAGGGAAAGAAAUCAGUUUCCCAUGUAAACUCGGACACUUUUUUCGUGUUUGAGCCCAAGACACUUUUGGUGGGCUAACAACAGUAAGGGUCUGAGGGAUGGCUGGUGAGAUGUCAGUCUUGGGUAUGUAAAGCCAUUUUAUGUUGGUGGUUUUUCCAGGUUUUACUUCUAUUUAAGUGGGUAACUGGAAUCCGGAUUUUUUCUUUAUAGGAGGGUUUUUAAGAGAGAGUUGUUACUGUUUGAUCUCUUUUUUCCUGCUCUGUUGUUGGGGAAAGGAGAGAUCGAAAUCUUUUCUUUUCAAGCGUCUUUGUGCUGUCGUACUUGGGCUAUCAUUAUAUCUGUGAUUUAUUUUUCGCCGCUUUUUUUCCCCUAGAA
Morus notabilis is the source of this 3250-nucleotide messenger RNA. RefSeq names its product heat shock 70 kDa protein 14. The record is from RefSeq and is a predicted model, not a curated record. Bases 262 to 2844 code for a protein of 860 amino acids. NCBI's taxonomy places the organism in Eukaryota, Viridiplantae, Streptophyta, Magnoliopsida, Rosales, Moraceae. Gene Ontology annotation, molecular function: ATP binding; ATP-dependent protein folding chaperone. Gene Ontology annotation, biological process: protein folding. Gene Ontology annotation, cellular component: nucleus; cytosol. The transcript has 10 exons.